Fonsecaea multimorphosa CBS 102226 is the source of this 777-nucleotide messenger RNA. RefSeq lists its product as uncharacterized. Gene Ontology annotation, molecular function: oxidoreductase activity. Bases 1 to 777 code for a protein of 258 amino acids. The record is from RefSeq and is a predicted model, not a curated record. The transcript has 2 exons. Lineage: Eukaryota; Fungi; Ascomycota; Eurotiomycetes; Chaetothyriales; Herpotrichiellaceae.
AUGGCACAACUACAGGGUAAAGUGAUUGCCAUCUCAGGGGCAGGGUCAGGGAUUGGGCUUGCGACGGCCCGUGAAUGCGCCGAUCGAGGAGCGAUCUUGGCCUUGUCAGAUAUCAAUCCGGAGCUUCUGAACAAAGUCGUCGAAGAGCUUGAGGCCAAAAAAGACGUCAAGGUGAAAGGCACAGUUGUGGAUGUCUCGGAUUCUCAGAGUGUCGAUGCCUGGAUCGUAGACACUGUCGAGCACUUUGGGCGUCUUGACGGGGCGGCAAAUGUCGCCGGGGUCGAGACUCGGCCGGGCCAGCAGCGGUUCUCGAGAAUCACUGACAUCUCCGACGACCACUGGGACUUUGUCAACCGAAUCAACCUCACGGGAACAUUCUACUGUCUGCGCGCCGAGUUAAGAGUAAUCCAGGCUGGCGGUUCGAUCGUCAACGUCUCCAGUAUGGCAGGGCUGAUUGGCGUGUACGGGCUUGGCUCGUAUGUAGCCAGCAAACACGGUGUCAUCGGAUUGUCGAGGACUGCGGCCAAAGAAUUCGGGGAGAAGGGUAUCCGGGUCAAUGUGCUCGCUCCGGGUUCCAUCGACACUCCCAUGCUGAGCCGGCUACGCAGCGACCAAUCCGGGAUUGAGCGACCUCCUUCAGUUCGACCACCGCCGCCGCCGUUACAACGCUUGGGAACUGCGACAGAUAUGGCCAAAACCAUCUGCUUUAUACUCAGUGACGACUCGAGCUUUACCACCGGAGCAGUCUUUUCUGCAGAUGGUGGUGUUGUCUGUUGA